Molecule: messenger RNA, 3498 nt
Organism: Gambusia affinis (western mosquitofish)
Lineage: Eukaryota; Metazoa; Chordata; Actinopteri; Cyprinodontiformes; Poeciliidae
Gene: mark3a
Product: MAP/microtubule affinity-regulating kinase 3a
Exons: 19
Coding region: 598-2700 (700 amino acids)
Biological process (GO): protein phosphorylation; intracellular signal transduction
Cellular component (GO): plasma membrane; cytoplasm
Molecular function (GO): protein serine/threonine kinase activity; ATP binding
Source: RefSeq, a predicted model, not a curated record
AGCCGCUGAGUAGCCAUUUUGGUCCCACCUAAAACAGACAGACCCGCUUCACUUUGGGCCGCUGGAGAUGGGAGAAACCGAGCCUAUGGCGAGCGUUUCAGUCAUCCGGACCUUUUAAAACCGUCUGCCAAACACCCACCUUUACCACCGAAGGUCAUGUUGUUUUUUUAAAGCGAGUCAUCUUUGGGGGGAAGAAAGAGGACUGUGGUGAUUUUUGGAAGUGACGACCGACAGCGCCUUCACGUUAGUUUAGUUAGCUUCACUGACUGAAAGCCGAACGGACAAACGGACUCCGGCUACCCUGUCGAGUCAAACAAAGGUUACAGCAGGAACAUGUUAUCUCCGCAGCUUAAACACUAAAUACAAGUUGAUUGUAAUUUUUUAUUUUAGUAUUUUUUUUACGCUCCGGAAUAUCUCAGGUGCUUGGCUCUAACACGUCCGGUCUGGGCUGAAAAUUGUCACGAUCCAUGCUGAGCCUGUUUUUCCACAGAGAACUGCAAAGCAAAGCAAUAAUAACCAGAUUUCUUGGCUGGUGGAUUUAAAACUGAGGAUUAUUUUUUCAGCUCAAACUGCUCCUGGUUAAGGAAGACCUAAUAAAUGAUGUCAACAAAAACUCCUCUACCGACGGUCAACGAGAAGAUGACGGAAAGUCACACAUCUCACAGCAACGGGCGCCAGGAGCUCAGCACACGCUCAGGUCGGACCGGCAUGCGAUCCCGCAGCUCGGACGAGUCGCAGCAACCCCAUGUGGGCAACUACCGGCUGCUCAAGACCAUCGGCAAAGGCAACUUCGCCAAAGUUAAACUAGCCCGGCACAUCCUCACCGGCAGAGAGGUGGCAAUUAAGAUAAUAGACAAGACACAGCUGAAUCCAAACAGCCUUCAGAAGCUUUUCAGAGAAGUCAGAAUAAUGAAGAUCUUAAAUCAUCCCAAUAUUGUCAAGCUGUUUGAGGUGAUUGAGACGGAGAGGACCCUCUACCUUGUGAUGGAGUACGCCAGUGGAGGUGAGGUGUUCGACUACCUGGUUGCACACGGAAGAAUGAAGGAAAAGGAGGCCAGGGCUAAAUUUAGACAGAUCGUAUCGGCGGUGCAGUACUGCCACCAGAAGCACAUUGUUCACAGAGACCUCAAGGCGGAGAACCUGUUACUAGACGCGGACAUGAACAUAAAGAUUGCCGAUUUCGGCUUCAGCAACGAGUUCACUUUAGGCAACAAGCUGGACACGUUCUGCGGCUCUCCGCCGUACGCGGCCCCGGAGCUUUUCCAGGGAAAGAAGUACGACGGGCCGGAGGUGGACGUCUGGAGUCUGGGGGUCAUCCUGUACACGCUGGUCAGUGGCUCCCUGCCCUUUGAUGGACAGAACCUAAAGGAGUUGCGCGAACGCGUUCUGAGAGGAAAGUACCGCAUUCCUUUCUAUAUGUCCACGGACUGCGAGAACCUCCUGAAACGCUUCCUGGUCCUGAACCCGGCCAAGCGUGGUACUCUCGAGGUGAGGGAGGACACCGAAAAUCAAAUCAUGAAGGAUCGGUGGAUCAAUUCGGGAUUCGAGGAGGACGAGCUGAAGCCUUACACCGAACCAGAACUGGACAUCACGGAUCAGAAGAGAAUAGAUGUGAUGGUGGGUAUGGGCUACAACCUGGAGGAGAUCCAGGACUCCCUGGCCAAGAUGAAGUAUGAUGAGAUCACAGCCACCUACUUAUUGCUGGGCAGGAAAGCCUCUGAGCUGGAGCCCAGCGACUCUGCCUCCAGCAGCAAUCUGUCUCUGGCCAAACCCAGACCAAACAGUGAGCUCAACGGCCAGUCGCCGUCCCACCUCAAAGUGCAUCGGAGCGUCUCCUCCAACCACAAACAAAGGCGUUACAGUGAGCAAGUCGGUCAGAACGUUCCUCCAGGGAUGGCUCAUCCAAAGAGAAGCCAGACCACCACAGCUGACAACAGUGCGAAGGACGAAAGUGGAGCUCAGCUCCGGAAACCCGGCAGCCGAGCUGGUCUGCCUUCCAGCCCCUUGCUGGGCAACGCCAACAACCCCAACAAGGCUGACAUCCCUGAGCGGAAGAAAGGAGCCACCACCGCCACGAGCAAUAACUCUGCUUCAGCAGGCAUGACCAGGAGGAACACGUAUGUCUGUAGCGACAGGAACAACGCGGACCGCCUCUCGGUCAUCCCCAACGGGAAGGAGAACAGUGUUGCCGUGUCGCCCGGCGGCCAGAGGAACCCGGUGGCGUCCACCCACAGCAUCAGCAACGCCACCACGCCCGACCGCCUCCGCUUCCCCCGCGGCACGGCCAGCCGCAGCACCUUCCACGGCGGCCAGCUGAGAGACCGCCGCACAGCCACGUACAACGGGCCGCCGGCGUCCCCCACCCUGUCCCACGACGCCACGCCCCUGUCCCAAACCCGCAGCCGCGGAACCAGCAACCUGUUCUCUAAGCUCACGUCCAAACUCACCCGCAGGGUCAGUAUUGACCCGGCCAAACGGCAGAUAGCCAAAACAGGGCCUGCCAACCCUUCUACCCAGGGAGGAAAGACCCUUAAGUCUCAACCGAGUUUGAGAGAAACGGGAGACUUGAGGGCUCAAGAGUCUCAACCGAGUUUGAGAGAAACGGGAGACUUGAGGGCUCAAGUCGCCAUGUACCUGGGGAUCAGAAAGGGGAAAUUAAAGACAGUAAGCCCCGCUCCCUCAGAUUCACUUGGAAUAUGAGAACCACCAGCUCCAUGGAGCCCUGCGACAUCAUGAGAGAGAUCCGCAAGGUGCUCGACUCCAACAACUGCGACUACGAACAGCAAGAGAGUUUCCUGCUCCUCUGCGUCCAUGGCGAUGGGCGGGCCGAGAACCUGGUCCAGUGGGAGAUGGAGGUCUGCAAGCUCCCCCGUCUCUCCCUGAACGGCGUCCGCUUCAAAAGGAUAUCCGGGUCGUCCAUCGCUUUCAAGAACAUUGCUUCCAAAAUUGCCAACGACUUAAAACUAUGAACAAAAGGACUUAAAAGUAUAAGUAAAAAAAAAAAUCUAAAUAAAUUCUAUAUUCAGAGGUAUUUAAGCUGUACAAUCAUCCAAGUAGCAGUUUCCAAAUGUCUCCUUUUUUAAAACAAAACACAGUAUGUAUUGAACAUUAUAAUGUAUAGAUACAGGCUUUUGGCAAUAAUUACUGAAUUAUCUACUAAUGUCUAUUUUGACCACCAGGGGUCGCCAUUAACAAGUUGAAAAUGAUUUGUCAUGCUGUGAAUGUGGAGAAAAAAAACGAAGAAAAAAAGCAUUUCUGGUCUUAUUUAUUUCACCUUUUAUUUUUUUUUCCCUCUUGGUUAAAAAAAAAAAAAGAUGUAGCUUUUUGUUUUUUCUUGUGUAAAUAAUGUAUCUUGCUUUCAAGAUGGCUUCACUGCUACACUUUAAUUUUUUUUUUCUUUUGUAUUUUGUUAAAGGUUAGAGAUAAUGGGACGUCCAUGUUAAUGCCCACAUGGUUAAGGUUCACUCAUGUCUCCAUUAAAGCGUCUGUCAACCUGAA